Molecule: messenger RNA, 234 nt
Organism: Nezara viridula (southern green stink bug)
Lineage: Eukaryota; Metazoa; Arthropoda; Insecta; Hemiptera; Pentatomidae
Source: the annotation of a GenBank genome assembly
AUGCUCGCACACAGCUCUAAAGAAGCCCAGGGAGUCAUUGGAAGAGUGGAAAGUGGUCAUCACCCAUCUUCACAGGAAUCCGCUCCAGGUCAACUCAGCAGUGGCUGCAAAAGAAUAUUCCAGAGUUCAUCUCUGCCUCGGAUUGGCCCUCAGGAAGUCUUGAUAUCUCAACCCACUAGAUUAUCGGCUUUGGUCCGAACUGGAGAGGAUGGCAUGCCACAGAGCACACCCUAA